Messenger RNA from Porites evermanni, 5208 nucleotides. Lineage: Eukaryota; Metazoa; Cnidaria; Anthozoa; Scleractinia; Poritidae. The record is from the annotation of a GenBank genome assembly.
AUGGUCCUGAAGGGAAUGAAUGUUGAGCGAAAGGCUUACCAUGGAAAAUCUUCCAUCGGUAACCACGUGCACACCUGCUGCAAGGAAACAUACAUUCCACCUUAAUUAAGAGAUCAAAACUACAUACAAGUAAACGCACGAACUGCCAUUAACAACCUAAUUUGUUGGCGUCUUCUUCUUAGGCACCCAAUAUCACUAAACUAUGCAGUGCUGUAAAUGGUAAAAACAGAAGAGCUGUGUCCUUCUUUUCUUUCUCAGGCAAGAGAAAUUAGUGUCAAGUUUGAACAAGCCUUCAAAUUGUUUGCUGCUUGCCAUUUUCUCUAUGAUAGCGCAGAGUACUUUGAUGAUGAGAAGAUCGAUAAGCUAGUAGGUGAAAUAACAAACUGAGAUAUAAAUAUGUACAUCACAUGCAUUGUCCUGCUUGGGCACAGUAAGUUAAGUUUCAUUCACCUUUUCUUGAUGCAGACAUCAAAAAGUUCCAGCAGUUUAUCAGAGAAAACCUCCCUGACAAAGCAAUCACACCAAAGCUUCAUCUGCUAGAAGACCAUGUUUGUUCAUUUCUAAGACAAUGACACAUUGGCCUUGGAUUCUACGGUGAUCAAGGGACCAAAGGAAUCCAUGCCAAGUACAACAAGCAGCCACAACAUUUUGAUCACGUCAAGAAGCAGAAUGUGAGAUUGUGGCAGAUCCUAGUCAAUCAUCAUAUAACCACCAGCUCAUCACUCUGAAGCCUAAAGAAAGAAAUUUCAAGCGAAAAGCAAACAAAAACAAGCUUAUCCUUUGCACUUUGUGGCAUCAUGAAUAUGUUAUAAUCACUGAAACGUUAAAUUUGUUGCGAGACAAUUUCCCUCUGCAUAAAAGUUGCUUACUUCAAUGCUAGGUCCUUUGUUAACAAGUCCGCCUCCUUGGAAGUCGAUGUUUAUUAAAAAAACUUCGACAUUAUCGCCAUCACAGAGACGCAUUUGGACCAAUCAGUAAACUCUGCAGAGUUAUUUCCCUCCAACUAUCGUGUUUAUAGACACGAUAGAAACCGAAGAGGCGGUGGUGUUUUGGUAGCUGUAAGCGACAAUAUUAUCUGCAACCAGCGAGAUGUAUUAGAAGGAUCUGACAUUGAACUUUUAAUGCUUGAUAUACAUUAUUCAAUGAACAAGUCUUUUGUGUUUGGUGUGUUUUAUAGACCUCCAGCAAGCGACACCAGAUGUUUAGAAAUACUGCAGAAGAAUUUGGAACAUCAGACACCUCAAGCAGAUAUAAUUCUGGUUGGAGACUUUAAUCUUAAGGACGUGGAUUGGAAUAAUAGAUUAAUGCUGAAUUACUCAGCUGACUACGAACUAUUUUCGGAUAUUUUAUCGGAUAAUUUCCUAACUCAAAUGGUCUUGCAACCUACAAGAGGAAACAACAUUCUUGACCUUGUCCUAACUAAUAAUAGUGACGUGAUUUGUGACACCGAGGUUGGUGAACCAAUUUCGGACCACAAUAUUAUUACUUUUCAUGUGAAUGUUCAUCCCUAUCACCGGAAAUCAUCUGAAAGAAAAUUUUAUGACUACAACAAGGCUGACUGGUCACGCCUAAAUGAGUUGUUUGAACACAUUCCAUGGCAUUGUGCAUUUCUUUCAAAUGAUGUGAAUGAAGUUUGGAGUGCGUGGACCGAUUUAUUUUUUACCGCCGUUGACGAGUGUAUUUCAAAAAAGAAAAAGAAGAAAAAUCGUCCGUCCCCUUGGAUAUCAGCUGAGAUAAUUAAACUAGUGCGGAAAAAGAAGCGGUUGUACAAAAAAACUAAGAUUAGAAAUAAUGAUGAAUCGUGGUCCACUUACAAAAAGGCAAGUAAAUUGUUGAAGAAAAAAUGCAACAAGGCCCGCUGGGAGUACCUCGAUAAAUUGGCAAACGACAUGCAGGACAAGAGUGAACACAAGCUCUUUUGGAAUUACGUGCAGUCCAGGCGCAAAGGAUCAAAUGAUCUAAUUGCUAUAAAGUUACAUAAUGGCAAUGUACUAACCAACGAAGAUGACAUUGCUGAGUGCAUGAACGAAUAUUUUGCUUCCGUUUUUACAGCCGAAAACUUUGCUGAUUUUCCAUCAUUUGAUCAAGUUAUUAAAGACAAGGAUCUUAGUCUUCUACACUGUUCACCUAAGGUUGUAAGCAAGAUUCUAAGCGAGUUGAAACCUCGUAAAUCUCCUGGCCCGGACAGUAUACAUCCCAUGAUUUUAAAGAAAUGUGCUGGAACCUUGGCUCCAUCACUUAGUGACGUUUUUAAUGCGUCUCUUGCAUCAGGCAUGUUACCACACAAUUGGAAAUUGGCUGACAUUACUCCUUUGCAUAAGAAAGGUGCUAAAAGCGAUCGAAAGAACUAUCGCCCUGUGUCACUGACAUCGGUGGUGUGUAAAGUGUGUGAAAUGAUAGUAAGACAGCAGCUUGUUCAGUUUUGGAUUUCAAACGAGGUCUUUAUUCCGGAGCAAUUUGGCUUCCUGAAAGGGAAAUCUUGUCUUUCUCAAUUAUUAUCAUCGUUUCACGAUUGGGCCAGCGGGAGAAACAAAGGCUUGACAACUGAUGUUAUAUUUUUGGACCUUUCAAAAGCUUUUGACUCGGUGCCACAUGAACGCCUUUUGACAAAGAUACACGCAUAUGGUAUCCAAGGUCCACUCCUGUCUUGGCUUAGAAGUUUUCUCACCAAUCGAUACCAGCGCGUUGUUCUGCGGGGACAUUACUCAUCUUGGACUUCCGUUUUGUCUGGUGUACCCCAAGGAACUGUGCUGGGACCCAUUUUAUUUUUAAUUUAUAUUAAUGAUAUUUCAAGAAACAUUAUGUCAAGCACAAAACUUUUUGCAGAUGAUAUGAAAUUGUAUAGGAUACUCAGGGAUACUAAGGAAGAUGUUGAAGAGCUACAGAAAGAUCUUAUUCGCCUGGAAUCUUGGAGCCAUGUCUGGCAGCUGAAAUUUAACACAGAUAAAUGCGAAGCGAUGCGCAUUUCUAAAAAAAAUGAUUACUCAAGUCCUCAAUACCAUCUAUGUGGUAACCAAUUAAAAGCUGUAUCUGAAGUUAAGGAUCUCGGAAUCUAUAUUACUUCGAACCUGUCAUGGAGUAUGCAAGCUAACAAAUGCGCAAAUAAGGCAAAUAGUGUGCUUGGAUUCAUUAGGCGAACGGUGGGUCCUAAAAAUCCUCAGUUGUUUUCAAAACUUUAUAAGAGUCUAGUACGUCCGAUACUCGAGUACUGCUCUCCAGUUUGGUGUCCGCACCUUAAAAAAGACUUAAACACCUUGGAGAAAGUACAACAUAGACCAUCUAAAUGUGCCCUUGGAAAUAUUGGGCAAGACAUGCCUUACGAAGAACGCCUAAAGCUCCUUAAAUGGCCAUCACUUGAACAAAGAAGAUUAUUUUCGUCCCUUAUCGAGUGUUAUAAGACAAUAAAUAGACUUAAUGAACUUGAUCCCUCGGCAUUUUUCACAUUUGCACAUGAUUUUCAGCCCUUAAGAGCCAACCAUCGUUUUAAACUUAAGCUUACAUCAGCAACUUUAAAUAGUUUUAAACAUUCUUUUUUUAUACGCAUAAUAGGUAAGUGGAACAAUCUUCCAAAGGAAGUUGCUGAGGCGGAGAAUUUGAAUAUUUUCAAGAACAGACUGAGACGUUAUCUUACAGAUUUUCCUGGUGAACACUAAGUUCUUUUACUGUGUGAUGUUUUAUAUACAUAUAUAGUUGCUAUUUUAAACAGUUGUAAAUAAUUUAUUUCUUAAUGUAUUUUAUUAUCAGGAGAUAAACUAGAAGGGGAUAACCUCUUUUAUCUCCUUUUCACUUUCCGAUUUGGAUUUGUGAAUAAACAGUUAUUAUUAUUAUUAUUAUUAUUAUUACUAUUAUUAUUAUUAUUAUUAUUAUUAUUAUUAUAAUAGUGGUGCUAAUGAAGCAUGAAUGAGUUACCAUAUGAGAGUAGCUCCAACGAACGAGUAAAUAUGCAAGUAAGCUUAUAUUUUAGAUACAAACAAGUACCGUAACUUACAAAUAAACUUAUUAAUAAUAUAAAUGCCACUGUUUAAAACUCAAACUGGAUCUUUUCUGUAAACCGUUCAAAGCUUAUAAUCCCAGAAAUUCAAAUGGAGUCCAGUAACGGCCGAUCUUCACUUAUUAAAAAUGCCAGAAUGAGUGUUCAAACAAUUCGGAUUAAAAAAAUUUAACCCAUGUACAUUUGUCAGGAAGGUUUCACAUCUUCUCCCUGUACUGUUGUGAUGCUGAAUAAAAUUCAGGGCCUUUGAAAUUUGAAAUGAAGCAUUUAUGUAGAUGCGAUGUGAUUUUGUUGAAAAAGACCACAAUUUUGGUCGAUUUUCCUCAAAUUUUGAACAACUGCUCUGUCGACCUCCAAAGGUCUGCCAUGAUAAAUUUCACAUGCAUGCAUUACAUAAACGGUGAGAUUUCAUUGGUUAAAACAGGUAGAAGCCCUCAGGUUGCCAUGGAUUCUAACAUGUGUGCAUUUUAAUGCAGUAUUAACUUGAGAAUGUAAUAAAUAACAGGAUGGUUCGGCUAGACAACAUGCACAAACUUCCAUUGUAAAACAGUCAUGGCUAUAUGUUUCAGAAAAAUUCUUUCCUUUAUUCCUUUAUUUUCUUUUGUUUUCAGGGCCUAAAGAAGAGUGUAUUGUCAGAAAGACUGUCAGAAAGCGGAGGUGUGGUAUCUGACAGCAUUUGCAGUACACAAACAUAUCGAUGCUAUUUGCCAAGUCCUAGGUGUCUGAGGUCCAAAUACCUUUAAUACUUGAUGGCUGAAAUUAGUUGCGUUUCAGAGAUUUAUACAAAAACAACAUUUUUGUUAGCAUCGCACGUGCAAUUGGAAUGCUUUCACCGUUAUUGGGGUCAGCAGUCUUCAUUUAAGCAUUUACAAUACAGUGUGAUAUCUAUCUUUAUGUAUCAAGGUGACAAGCAUGUGAAACACCGCUUGUACAAGCAUGGCAGGUCACGAUCUCACGAAGCCGUGUGAAGGCCCAGCAAGUCAUAUAUUUCUAAUUAAGUAAUAACCAAUGGGGGUAGUUUCAAGAGGUAUAGAAAGGGGAAAAUGCACCACAUGGGACUGUAAGGGAUUUGAGGCAAAAAAUGGACAGCACAAGUGCAGAUAUUGUGGCUGUUUCCAGAACAACGUAAACGGUCUAGUUCAGAGGUCAAGACCAAUGAAUCCCAGGACAUAGUACAAGAAGUAGUGCCAAAAACAGAAGGAACACCGAAUGGAUGA